GGGAGAAACAUAGCGAUGAUUUCAAAGCGGGUGAUCGCUACUCCUGUAUUUAUUUUCCGUGCGUUCGAUCAUCUUUUCCUGAUCGGUUCAUUCGUCGUGUUCCUCUCGUCGGCUCGCGCUGGUGGACUAGUGGAAGGACAGGGAAGCACAACUGGCAAGCGGAAGCCGUGGCGCAGAUAUAUGGAGGAGGAAGAAUGAAGGAUCCCAACGGUGGGUGAGGCACUGAAUCGAGGCAGAAGUAUGGCGUCGUCGCCGCCGCCGCGGCGCGUGUGCGUGACCGGAGGCGGCGGGUUCAUCGCCUCGUGGCUCGUCAAGCUCCUCCUCUCCCGCGGAUACGCCGUGCACGCCACCGUCCGCGACCCAAGUGAUCCCAAGAACGCCCACCUGCGGCGGCUGGAGGGAGCUCCGGAGAGCCUGCUCCUGUUCACGGCCGACGUGCUCGACCAGGACGCGCUGGCGGCCGCGGUCGCCGGGUGCGAGGGGGUCUUCCACGUCGCCUCCCCUGUGCCCGCAGAUAAGGUCCUCGAUCCUGAGUCAGAGGUACUGGCUCCUGCUGUCAAGGGCACUCUGAAUGUUCUUCAGGCUUGCUCGGCGAACAGUGUUCAGAAAGUUGUUGUGGUUUCAUCCACCGCUGCUGUUCAUUUUAAUCCGAAUUGGCCCCAAGGUAGAAUCAAAGAUGAGAGCUGCUGGUCAGACAGAAAUUUGUGCAUGAAGAAUGAGGACUGGUAUAGUGCUGCCAAGACAAUUGCUGAAGAGACAGCAUUGGAGUAUGGAGAGAAGAAUGGGCUGAUUAUUGUUACAGUUUGCCCCUGUAUCGUUUUAGGUCCACUGCUGCACCCCGUGGUCAAUACUACGAGUGAAUUCCUCAUCUACAUUAUAAAAGGAGGUCCUGGUGUGAUGAAAAACUUGCCCUGGAACAUAGUUGAUGUCCGGGACGUGGCUGAUGCUUUGCUUCUGGUAUACGAGAAAGCGGAAUCAUCUGGGAGAUACAUCUGUGCACCAGACCGGAUCAACACAAAAGACAUGGUGAACUUGUUGAAGAAGGCCUACCCUAACUACAGUUAUGUGAAGUGCGACGACAAGGACUAUGGAUCUGCAAUCUCGCGAGUUACAUCGGAGAAACUAACGAACCUAGGCUGGAUACCGAGGAAAAUGGAGGAAACUUUGUGCGACAGCGUUGAAUACUACGAGAAGGCAGGGCUUGUACAGGACGUGGAGGGCCGCCGCACCUGCCGUCUUCCUCAUAUUUUCCAUUUUGCUUCUGACAAAUGAAGCAGAGAUCUGCAUUAUAUCCACCACUUUUAUCUUAUUAUAAGCUCAGAACGUUAUUGAUGACAAUAUUGUAUUGCACGAUAAUUUUUUUUGGAAAUACGUAGGAGAAAUAUAUGUCGUUGUAUUUUA
Molecule: messenger RNA, 1401 nt
Organism: Panicum hallii
Lineage: Eukaryota; Viridiplantae; Streptophyta; Magnoliopsida; Poales; Poaceae
Product: cinnamoyl-CoA reductase 2-like
Exons: 6
Coding region: 241-1272 (343 amino acids)
Molecular function (GO): oxidoreductase activity, acting on the CH-OH group of donors, NAD or NADP as acceptor
Source: RefSeq, a predicted model, not a curated record